This is a messenger RNA of Drosophila serrata, 604 nucleotides long. RefSeq lists its product as uncharacterized. The record is from RefSeq and is a predicted model, not a curated record. NCBI's taxonomy places the organism in Eukaryota, Metazoa, Arthropoda, Insecta, Diptera, Drosophilidae.
CCGACGCUAUGGAGCUGAUUGCGAAUUCAACGGACAACUACGAGUCCGGGCCGCACCAGGCCUGCGACAAGAUCGUGCUAAAGGUCAACAAGGUGCAGUCGUACGUGAUUCUAUUGCUGGUGUACUAUGGACCCGGUUGCGGCAGUCCCAACGUUAUUGUCGGCAAGGAUGAGGCCCUCAAGUUCUUCCCCGAAGACUACAAGCAGCCGGAGAUGGAAGUCGUGGUCGUGCCGGAAAAUAAGAAAAAGGUGAGCUUAUUUGUAUUCAAUGUCCCGGAUCCAGAAACUGUAUCACAGCGGCCUCUACGACGGAAGCGACGGGCGGCGUACCGGAAGGCAGAGAAGCUCCUGUAGCACAAGGAGAAGAAUCACCAACCGCCGAGGGAGAAGGAGCAACAGUGCCACAAGCAACCGCCGAUACUGCAGUAGCGUUCGAUGGAGCUGUCCCUGAAGCAGCAACCGCCGAUACGGCUGUAGCGGCCGAUCGAGCUGUCCUUGAAGCAGUACCGGAGGUAACAACUUCCGUUGUAGGCAUCAGCAUCACAGCGGUCGCCGCAGGGGAAGCAGCAGCCCCUACGACUGAAGCGGCGGGCGGCGUACCGGAA